Molecule: messenger RNA, 551 nt
Organism: Arabidopsis lyrata subsp. lyrata
Lineage: Eukaryota; Viridiplantae; Streptophyta; Magnoliopsida; Brassicales; Brassicaceae
Product: V-type proton ATPase subunit e1
Exons: 4
Coding region: 146-358 (70 amino acids)
Biological process (GO): proton transmembrane transport
Cellular component (GO): proton-transporting V-type ATPase, V0 domain
Molecular function (GO): proton-transporting ATPase activity, rotational mechanism
Source: RefSeq, a predicted model, not a curated record
AUUUUCCCUCACGAAAAAUCUCAAAACUCACACGGAUCCAAAAAUUCAGAUUCACCGGAUUCGCACGAAGAACAUCAUCGUCCUCCUCCUCCAAGAGGAGCUUUCAUUUUCAAAUCUAUAAUUCUCUCUCAGAUCAGGAUCAAACAUGGGUUUCCUUAUAACAACCCUAAUCUUCGUCGUCGUUGGGAUUAUUGCUGCUUUAUGCGCUAGAAUCUGCUGCAACAGAGGUCCCUCCACGAAUCUGCUACAUCUUACUUUGGUCAUUACUGCCACGGUCUGCUGUUGGAUGAUGUGGGCAAUUGUAUAUAUUGCACAGAUGAAUCCUCUGAUUGUCCCCAUCCUAAGCGAAACAGAGUAGAAUCCUCUCUCUACUCAGACAAGAAACCUCAAACUAGAAAAAGCAUACGCAAAGUCAGUCGACUAAUCCAAUCCUUGUGUAUCUUCAAUCUUUAAACAGUUUUCCUGUUUGUAAUUCUUAUCUUGGGCAUGUGAACAAAUCAAAACCUUUUGGCCUCUUUACUAUUUUGAGAUUUUCUUGUAUUCACUUCUCA